AUGGUUCUUGAGGCUACUAUGAUUGCCAUUGACAACUCAGAGUAUAUGAGGAAUGGCGAUUUUUUGACAUCUAGAUACGAAGCUCAAUUAACUGCAACAGAAUUUAUUUUCCAAAAUAAAAUUAACUCAAACCCUGAGAAUACAGUUGGAUUAUUAGCCUAUGGUGGUAGUGGUCCCCAAGUUUUAUCGACUUUGACUACUGAUUUUGGUAAAAUAUUGGCUGGAGUUCAUGAAACAAAAAUUCAAGGUGAAAAUAACUUUUCGAGUGGAAUCCAAGUGGCUGCAUUGGCGUUGAAACACCGUCAAAAUAAGGUCCAACAGCAAAGAAUCAUUAUAUUUGUUGGAAGUCCAAUAAAGGAAUCUGAGAAAGAAUUGGAAAAAUUAGCUAAAAAAAUGAAGAAGAAUAAUGUGGCUGUAGACAUCAUAAAUUUUGGUGAAGAGGGCGUCAACACCGCCAAGUUAGAAAGAUUCCAGUCAACUAUAAAUAACCACGAUAAUUCACAUCUUGUUACAGUAUCUCCAGGGCCGAGAUUAUUGUAUGAGGUUGUUGCUUCUUCCCCUAUUUUAGUAGAGGACGGUGGAUUCGGUGCUGGAGGCUCAGGUGGUGAUAUGGAUUUCUUUGGUGGUGCCGGUGGUGCUGGAGAUAUCAUUGAUCCAAACAUGGAUCCAGAUUUGGCAAUGGCAUUGAGGUUAUCGUUGGAAGAAGAGAAGGCCAGACAGGAAAGAGAGACCGCAGAUAGAGUUAAAGCAGAAAGUAGUACGGAUUUGGAAAAGAUUGAUGAAAGCAAAGAAAACAAUAACGAUAAGGACAAGGAUGUCAACAUGGAAGAUGCUAAAUAA
Messenger RNA from Candida dubliniensis CD36, 840 nucleotides. It is a transcript of the gene RPN10, whose product is annotated as proteasome regulatory particle base subunit. Gene Ontology annotation, cellular component: cytosol; proteasome regulatory particle, base subcomplex; nucleus. The record is from RefSeq and is a predicted model, not a curated record. The coding region runs from base 1 to 840 and encodes 279 amino acids. Gene Ontology annotation, molecular function: polyubiquitin modification-dependent protein binding. The transcript has a single exon. Gene Ontology annotation, biological process: proteasome-mediated ubiquitin-dependent protein catabolic process. Lineage: Eukaryota; Fungi; Ascomycota; Pichiomycetes; Serinales; Debaryomycetaceae.